AUGGCAGGAUGCUGCCGAGGCACUGGCAAACCCCGAGGCCCGGCCCACAGCUGGUGGCGGCACAGCCAGUGCCGCCAGGUCACUUCCUGCCUCGGGUGGUCCAGCUGGAAUGACCCAGGUAAGGAAGAGCCCAUGGAGGGAGCCCUGGGGCUGGGGGAGCGUGGGCUGCAGUUCCAUCAGACCGUAGGGGAACCCGCCGAUUUCCAGGGGCAGCUCACCGGCUCCUCCUCGCGGUGCCAGGGCCAGCUGGAGGUCCACCUCCAGGGCUCGUGGAGCACGGUUUGCAGCCAGAGCUGGGGCAGGAGCCCCUCUCGCUGGGAGGACCCCCACCAGGUCUCGAACAUCUGCCGACGGCUGGGCUGCAGGGAGGCCGUGAUCCUGGCCCCCUUCUCCCGCUUGAACACCCCCCGGAACCAGCUCAUCUGCCACGGACACCUGGGCACCUUCUCCAACUGCACCGUCGGACCAGACCAGUGCCCCCCUCUGAGCCUGGUCUGCUUAGAGCCCCAGACGACGACACCGCCCCCCACAAGCCCCCCGCCCACCACCACUCCAGAGCCCACAGCUUCUCCCAGGCUGCGGCUGGUGCCAAGGCCCGGGGACCUUCACUGCACCGGCGUGGUCGAGUUCUACAGUGGCGGCCAGGGCGGCACCGUCAGCUACGAGGGCCAGUCUGAGGCCCGAGGGCUUGGAAACCUGCUUUGCGAAGCCCUCCAGUGUGGCUCCUUCUUGAAGCAUCUGCCAGGGUCCAAGGCAGCCGGGGCACAAGACCUAGGCGAGGCCGGGGGACACAGACCCUUGCCCAUUCGAUGGGAGAUCCAGAAUGCAAGCUGUGCCUCCGUGGAACAGUGCUUCAGGAAAAUCCAGCCCCAGAAGCAGGGGGCAGCUCUCACCCUGGCCUGCUCGGAUUUCCAACCCAAGGUGCAGAGCCGCCUGGCGGGGGGCAGCAGCAUGUGUGAAGGCGUCGUGGAAGUGCGCCAUGGGGGUGAGCAGUGGGCGUCCCUGUGUGACAGCUCCCCGGCCAAGGUCACAGCACGGUGGAAAGAGGUGUGCCGGGAGCAACAGUGCGGCAGCGUCAAGUCCUAUCACGUGCUGGAUGCUGGCAAGACCCCCCGAGGGCUCUCAUGUCCCAAGGAGAUACUGUCCCAGUGUCUUGAGCUUCAGGAGGAAAAAUCCCACUGCAAGAAGGUGUUUGUCACAUGCCAGGACCCGAGCCCCGCAGGCCUGAACGCAGGCUCCGUGGCCAGCAUCGUCCUGGGACUGGUGCUCCUGGCAGUGCUGCUGGUCCUGUGUGGUCCUCCCGCCUAUAAGAAGCUGGUGAAGAAAUUCCGCCAGAAGAAGCAGCGCCAGUGGAUUGGCCCCACAGCGGUGAACCAGAACAUGUCGUUCCAUCGCAGCCACACGGCCACCGUCCGGUCCCAGGCUGAGGCUCCCACGGCCUCCCACGUGGAUAACGAGUACAGCCAGCCUCCCAGGAACUCCCUUGCCUCGGCCUACCCAGCUCUGGAAGGCGCCCUGCACCGCACCUGCACGCAGCCGGACAACUCCUCUGACAGCGACUACGACCUGCAUGGGGCACAGAGGCUGUGAGAGAACUGGCAACAAAAAAGCAAGAGUCAGCCCUAUUUGUCCUCAGAAAACUCUGCACUUACCACUUGGACAGGAUGUCUCGAUUUCUAGCCCAGCCAGAACGUGGAUGGAGGCCAGGGAGCCUUCUGGACAGGUGCUGCUGUCCUGCAGUGGCAGGCCAGCGCUCACGGCCCCACCAGACCCGGGCCCCGACAGAGACCACCACGACAGCUCGGCCGCCCCCACCCCCCAGGCAUGGAAGGCGCAGUAGGCAAAGCCCAGAAACAAGCAGCCCCUCCAAGCAAAGAUGCUGGGACAUCUAGAGGGGGCCCUUUUCCUAACACGGCACCCCUUCCCCUGUCUGCUGUCCCUACCUGGGCGAGUACAUUUUUAAUAUGUUCUUUGUAAAUAAUGCUUCUACUUCCUGAGA
Carlito syrichta (Philippine tarsier) is the source of this 1999-nucleotide messenger RNA. It is a transcript of the gene CD5, whose product is annotated as CD5 molecule. Gene Ontology annotation, cellular component: plasma membrane. The coding region runs from base 1 to 1590 and encodes 529 amino acids. The record is from RefSeq and is a predicted model, not a curated record. The transcript is spliced from 11 exons. NCBI's taxonomy places the organism in Eukaryota, Metazoa, Chordata, Mammalia, Primates, Tarsiidae. Gene Ontology annotation, biological process: T cell costimulation.